Messenger RNA from Liolophura sinensis, 2283 nucleotides. RefSeq lists its product as uncharacterized. Gene Ontology annotation, molecular function: RNA endonuclease activity. The transcript has 17 exons. The record is from RefSeq and is a predicted model, not a curated record. Gene Ontology annotation, biological process: nucleic acid metabolic process. The coding region runs from base 1 to 2259 and encodes 752 amino acids. Lineage: Eukaryota; Metazoa; Mollusca; Polyplacophora; Chitonida; Chitonidae.
AUGGCGCUCUCGAUAGUUGGAAUUUGUCUCCUGUCUUUGCAGCUAAAAGCAGCUCUGGGCUCGGUUGGUAACGAUUCCUUCUACAUAAGAGUAAACACUGAUGGUAGCUAUAGCAUACAGCUGGGGAAUACAACAUGGCUGAACAGCGCUCCAACGUUCUUCAACUCGGAUGGAGAAGUAUUUACCAGAGCGGACGGUUCUCUUAUUCUGAUAAAUACGAUGGACGUAAUAGGGACAGACAACCUUGGAAAGUGGAAGGCCAGUAACUUCCAUUACGUGGCAGGAAGUACACAAAUUAUGGCAGGAAUUAAGCAAUAUACGGACCCAUAUAGACCUUGUGUCAUCUUCUCUCAGACUUACUUGUACGAGGGUAGAAACACAAGUGCCUCAUCGGAGAAUGCCGUUAUUGGGGGAUUUCCAGGCUUUAAUGUGGAAGGGCAGAAGGGCGAUCUUGGCUAUCUGUCUUACGGAGGGAUGAUGGUAGCGGACACGGAUAAAGUCAUCGGGCUCUGGCAUAACACCACAGUGAACAUUGAAGACGGCCUUGAGGGCGGCCCCAUUGCGAUUUACGACAAACAUGGAAAUGUUGUCAUAAUAAGUCCGUUUUCGCAAUUUAUGGCGGCCUCAAACUGGCACGAUGGUGUUUUAGGUGGUUCAGUUUACUGGGGUAUAAUGGGAGAUGUAGACCGGGUUCCUGCAGGAUUCACCAUGGAAACUAUUGUUUACUACGGUAAUGCUGGGAUUAACAAGGCUUUUCAGGGCUGGGGAGACAUUCUAAGGACGAAAUACGGGAAGUCCUCUAGCUACAAGCGAUCUGACUUCACCAUCAACUACCUGGGCUAUUGGACUGACAAUGGUGCUUUUUACUAUUACAACACAGAGAGUAAGAAGAACUAUGAACAAACCAUGCUGGAUGUGAAACAGUACACAGAUUCUCUCAACGUACCAUUCAGGUAUAUACAGUACGAUUCCUGGUGGUACCCUAAGGGCAUCAUUGGGGGUGUCAUCCUUUGGGAACCCAUGACUGAUGUCUUCCCACAUGGACUUCAGUAUUUGUACAAUAAAACCGGCUGGCCGGCAGCGGCUCAUAAUCGUUACUGGUCCAGCAAAACAAAAUAUGCGAAACAAAAUGGCGGCCAAUUUGAUUUCAUAGUAGAACUGGAAACGGCACUUCCUGUUGAGGAGAGAUUUUGGGACUAUUUGCUCAGGCGUGCGUCAAAAUGGGGGCUGAUUCUCUACGAGCAGGACUGGCUCAACGUUCAAUUCAAACACACUCAGGCAUUACAGUCCAACAUUUCUCUGGGUCGCGAUUGGUUGAUUCAAAUGGGACGAGGAGCUCAGACCAAUGGGAUGCCGAUACAGUACUGCAUGUCAAACGCUCGUCACGUGCUGCAGAGUCUAGAAAUACCCGCCGUCACUCAGGCCAGGGCAAGUGAUGAUUACUCACCAGGUGAGGAUCAGUGGAAGAUCGGAAUCUCCUCUUUGUUCGCUGAUGCUGUCGGUCUUGCCCCAUUUAAGGACACCUUCUGGACAACGCAGACCCAGCCGGGGAACCCGUAUCAUGGGCGCCAGGAGACACAGCCUGGGUUGAAUGCUGUGGUAGCCACGCUCAGCACAGGCCCGGUUGGGCCCAGUGACAUGAUUGGAGGAACGAACGUCUCUCUGCUGAUGAGAUGUUGUAACGCUGACGGUCUGAUACUGAAGCCCUCCAAACCAGCCACGGCUAUAGACGCUCAACUCUUACAGGCAUCUUUCCAAGACGGCCGUGGCCCUGAUGGGGAAGUUUGGUCAACCUACACUCAGAUCUCCGGUCAGUUUUACGGCAUCAUCUUAGCGGCUGAUCUCAAAACUCCAUACUCCUUGACCCCUCAGGCUGCCGGAUUUGGUCAGUUUUUUGAAGGUCCGAACAUUGUCUACUCCUAUCUGGAUUUUACACCGAAACCGUUUGGUAUGAACGACUCCAUCACACUAGAAGGCUGUUCGACCAUAAACUUCUGUCUGUACUACACAUCACCGGUCAUAAAGCUUGGGAGCAAAGAAGUGUGCAUUUUGGGUGAAGUGGACAAAUGGGUGCCUCUGUCGCCUCAGAGGAUCCGAACAAUCUCAACCGGAAGUGACAUCAUUAUGUCCUUGGCCGGAAGCCCAGAAGAAAAACUCAGACUUGCCUUCAUUGAAAACGGAAAACUAAGAUUUAUGCAAUGUACUUUGGACUCGGCCGGAACGGCAACGUUACGCUACAUGUCAGGUUUAUGCAGCUAAUGCUGGAUGUUUUCGCAUUUAUCA